CCUUAUCUUUUCAGGGUGAGCUCGGACCGCAGGAAGGAGAAGUCCAGGGAUGCGGCGCGAUCUCGCAGGGGAAAGGAGUCCGAGGUGUUCUACGAGUUAGCACACCAGCUCCCCCUGCCACACAAUGUCACCUCCCACCUGGACAAAGCCUCCAUCAUGAGGCUGGCCAUCAGCUACCUGCGCAUGAGGAAGCUACUGAGCUCUGAUGAUGAAGAGAAGGAAAAUGAACUGGAGUGUCAGCUGAACAGCUUUUAUCUGAAGGCCCUGGAGGGUUUCCUCAUGGUCCUGUCUGAAGAUGGAGACAUGGUUUAUCUCUCUGAGAAUGUCAGCAAGAGCAUGGGCCUCACGCAGUUUGAUCUGACUGGUCACAGUAUCUUUGAGUUUUCACACCCAUGUGACCAUGAGGAGCUGAGAGAGAUGCUGGUCCAUAAGACAGGAUCCAAAAAGACCAAGGAACAAAAUACAGAGCGCAGCUUCUUCCUGCGUAUGAAGUGCACACUCACUAGCAGAGGGCGGACUGUCAAUACCAAGUCUGCUACGUGGAAGGUUCUUCACUGCGCUGGUCAUGUCCGUGUUCAGGAGCGCGGCGAGGGUUCGGGAGACUCUGGCUUUAAAGAGCCUCCUCUAACCUACCUUGUGCUCAUCUGUGAGCCCAUUCCUCAUCCCUCGAACAUCGAGGUGCCUCUGGACAGCAAGACCUUUCUUAGCCGCCACACUCUGGACAUGAAGUUCUCGUACUGUGAUGAAAGGAUCACAGAGCUGAUGGGAUAUGAGCCGGAUGAUCUUCUGAACAGGUCUGUGUACGAAUACUAUCAUGCCCUGGAUUCAGAUCACCUCACCAAGACACAUCACAACUUGUUCGCCAAGGGCCAGGCCACCACAGGCCAGUACCGCAUGCUGGCCAGGAAAGGUGGUUUUGUGUGGGUGGAGACUCAGGCCACCGUUAUCUACAACCCCAAGAAUUCUCAGCCGCAGUGCAUUGUGUGCGUCAACUACGUUCUCAGUGGCAUUGUGGAGGGGGAUGUUGUCCUGUCCUUGCAGCAGACUGAGACAGAGCCCGAGGCUGAGGAGAAAGAGAACCAGGAGAUGGAAGAUGAGGCCUCUGAGGUGGACAUACUCAAACUCUUCAAGCCAGAAAGCCUCAAGUGUCCCGUGGAGAGCUCUGAUCUUUAUGACAAGCUGAAAGAGGAGCCUGAGGCUCUUACUGUGUUGGCGCCUGCUGCAGGAGACACCAUAAUUUCUCUGGACUUCAACAACUCAGAUUCUGACAUGCAGCUGCUGAAGGAGGUGCCCCUCUACAAUGAUGUCAUGCUGCCCUCCAGCAGCGAGAAGCUGCCCAUCAGUCUGUCUCCUCUGACACCCAUUGACUCCACCCCAGUUCUGAACAAACUAGAGACCGGAGUGGAGGACUUCCCUUUCAGCUCUGCCUCAGACUCCACAAACACACCUUCCACAUCUGGACUGGGCUCCUCGGGGCCCAACAGCCCCAUGGAUUACUGUUUCCAAGUAGAUUCAGACAUCAGUUCUGAAUUCAAACUGGACCUGGUUGAGAAACUGUUUGCUAUUGAUACCGAGGCAAAGACCCCUUUUAGCUCCCAGGCCAUGGAGGAUCUCGACCUAGAGAUGCUGGCUCCGUACAUCCCAAUGGAUGAUGACUUCCAGCUGCAUAUCCCCUCUCCGCUGGAUCCGCUCCCCUCUGGCCCUCACUCUGUGUCAGCCAUGAGCUCCCUGUUCCAGCCCUUACCCUCCCCUGCGUCUCCAGCCUCUUCCUCCAGCAGCGUAGUGAAGCAGGGGCCAUCAUCACGGGCCCCUUCACCCCUGCACCUGCUACAGGAGGUGUGCAGUGCCACUGUCUCACCCUUCAGUGGCAGUCGGGAUGUUUCUCCUGCUCGGUCCCCCGCCCCACAGAGCAGCAAUCAGCUCAACAACAGAGAGCUGUCUCCAAAGAUGUUAGCCAUCCAGAAUGCCCAGCGUAAGAGGAAGUUGGAGGAAGUGACAUCACUUUGUGAGGCUGUUGGACUGGGUGCUUUGCUUCAGAGUGUGGACAGUGCUGUAGAGCCUGGAAAGAGGGCAAAGGUUUUCGAGGUUAAAGGAUCGAGUGUGCUCGGAGGAAAUAAAACCAUUCUCAUACUGCCCUCUGAUGUGGCCAGUCGCCUGUUGUGCAGUUCUUUAGAGGGCAGCAGCGGGCUGCCUCAGCUAACACGUUAUGACUGCGAAGUCAACGCUCCCGUGCAGGACCGCCAUCAUCUGCUGCAGGGAGAGGAGCUCCUGCGUGCUCUGGACCAAGUCAACUGAGCUUUGCUGUGUUUAGCAAUUCCGGACACUGCAUCCCCCUCU
Molecule: messenger RNA, 2337 nt
Organism: Sinocyclocheilus rhinocerous
Lineage: Eukaryota; Metazoa; Chordata; Actinopteri; Cypriniformes; Cyprinidae
Product: hypoxia-inducible factor 1-alpha-like
Exons: 14
Coding region: 157-2295 (712 amino acids)
Biological process (GO): cellular response to hypoxia; regulation of transcription by RNA polymerase II
Cellular component (GO): nucleus
Molecular function (GO): RNA polymerase II transcription regulatory region sequence-specific DNA binding; DNA-binding transcription factor activity, RNA polymerase II-specific
Source: RefSeq, a predicted model, not a curated record